Molecule: messenger RNA, 5184 nt
Organism: Pseudocercospora fijiensis CIRAD86
Lineage: Eukaryota; Fungi; Ascomycota; Dothideomycetes; Mycosphaerellales; Mycosphaerellaceae
Exons: 26
Coding region: 1-5184 (1727 amino acids)
Source: RefSeq, a predicted model, not a curated record
AUGCGGAAGAACUUGUGCAAAGAGAAAGGCAACGCUGCGCUGAGGAAUGGCAAACCCUCAACCGCGUGGAUGUGCUAUUCUGAAGGUAUUCGACUUUUGAGCGAAGAUUUCCCCAAAUCCAAUCGAGCCCUGCUGGAUCUCUAUCGGAACCUGGCGCCCAAUGACCAAGCAAUUCAGGUAUAUCUUCAGCGUACAGACCAUCGCCUUCGAGAAGAGUCGCAGGGCUUUUGUAACUUUGCAAAGCUGCGAAAGAAUCUCUCUCUGGAACGGCCACGAGUCGAUGCUGCAAGCUUUACUGGAAAUCGUCGAGGUCCGCAAAAGAUGACAUACAUGUACCAGAUAUGUACCAUAAAGAUUGGCGUAACUGAAGCAUCCAUGCGUUCGACACAUCUCAUCGCCUGGCUAAGAACUGGCCUCUUCAUCAUGAUACGGACAGCGAUAUCGAAAGGUGCCGAAGAACUAAAACCCUUGGCAAUCGUGCUCACAUUAAUGAUAGGCUGGGAGAUAUCGCGAGAAGCAAUUUCGAGCAGCCUGGAUACAUGCAUGCUUGACGAGCCAGCUGCAGCACAUCCGUUGACCGAAAGCAUCAAUGAGCUAUGGGCGGCAACUCUGGAAAAUGACUGGAAUAGCCUCAGAACAAUAUUGUUUGACACUCUAUCUAUCAAACGGCAGCAAACCUUCUCGAGUACAUCUGGGACCAACCUGAACUAUUGGAGAGUCUCAGAAGCUACAGCAGAAUUCAGAGACCUGCAACCUAAUGCUACCUCGAGAUUAUACUACAACUUUCACGGCUUUUGGAUUUUGACGUCUACGCAUGUGCGUCGAAAUUUAGCACUCGCAUAUGCAGAGGCUUCGGAUAGCGCAUGUGCCUCGAAACAAUGCUUUCAAGUAACAACACCGGACAUCUUGCCAAUGACCUUCUUUGUGACAUUAAUCUUUGGUCGCAGCUUUGAUGUGCCUAACGACAAGCACCAUCACUACAAAAGCUAUUGCGCCUGUGCUGCAACGUUGCUGCAUAUCGAACUACGCAUCAGCAACCGCUUCCCUACAGCACGUCUGGAUCUCGGCCUGGAUCAAAGUCUUUGCCGGUACAGGAAUCGCGUCACGUUGUCGCUACAGAAAGCCUCGAAGCACUCGACUUCAGCAGGUAUUCCAGCAACUCUGAAUACUGUACAUCGCACAACCGUUCGCAAAGCCUUCCGAAGCGCCGCUAAGUCGCCGUUGUCAUCGUCGUCCACUAGCAGUCCGCAAUUAUCUUCGGCCACAAUGCAAGGUCCCUUCUGGUUCGGCCAGAUGUCGCAGAGCAAGCGAGACGACAAUGAAGAGGACUACGAUGAGCGUGUCCGGCUUGCGCGAUGGGAUCCAGAGCAGCACUUCAAAUGGUGUCGAACAGAGCUGCAAGACCUCAUCUACUCUACCCCGGGGAAAUGGAAGAUCAUUCAACCUCCGCGUCACAACGACAGCGGGAAGUAUGCUUUGGAAGAACAAUACAGGGACAAAGUGAAAGAUGAAAAGCGGCGCUACGAGCAUCUUGCAAACUAUGAGAAAGAUCCGAAGACCUUGCUGAAAGAGGCUACAUAUAGAAGCAUGCGUUACCGCAACACUGAAACGAAGAAGGAUUCGAAGAAGCUCGUGGAGAGGAAGAAGGGAUGGAAGGUGUCGUUACCGAGCGCGCUGAAGGAGCAACUUUCUAAGCCAAUCCCAGCCACAGCGAACCAACCUGUAUCUAAUGCGCCGGGAGCUGGCGCCCCAAAUGCGGUCUCUGAUAAUGUUGAGAGAGGGAGCGACGCCGAAGAAGAGAAGACAGAUCCACAGACGGACACCGACGAUACCGAGCAGCUUGGACAUGAAGCGAAGGAGGAAUCUCGAGUCCCAUAUGGAAAAGGUACCGAUAUGCCACGUCCUAACGCCAAUCACCAUGACACACUACUUCCACCGACAAGCAAGUCUGAACCACCAACAAAAGCUGCGCUGCCCCGUCGCCCCGACAUCUGCCAACACCGAUUCUGCAAAAUGUCACAUCUCGAGCAUGGCAGCGAGUGUAUUUGUUGCUCAUGUUUGCUCUCACGCGACGCCUCUUCCAGAGGCCGGUGGAAAAUGACUACUCCUUGUUUCUUCCCGACCAUUGAGCAGCUCAAUGGUCAGCAUGAGAAGCCGGGGCUUGAUGCCGAGAUGGAGGAUGUCGUUGUAAUGGGUGCGUGUCCUCUAUGUAAUUUCUCAUCCGAUCUCCGAUUUUCUAUCGACACUAUGCUUUCUGAUGCCAAACCAUUCAAUGUGCGAAAAUUUUGUGGUAUCUCAAGGACUCUUGCGUUCUGCGUGUUGCAUCACCCGCUCCGUUCUCGACGUCCUAUGAUGCCGUUUGGUGUCCGGAUGAUGGUAUUGGGAGUUAUGCUCGGAUUAGAGAUGCAGCAUGCUCUGGUCUUGUGUGAUCUCUGCAUCUGCUAUGCCGACUUGCCAUUCCAAAGAGGAGCGCUACAACGAUUGAGUUUGUUCGCAGGCUUUGUUCUCUCCUUUCACGACGGAACGAUGUGCACAGGUCUCUGCAGUCCCCAUCUACUAUUCCCCUUGCCCAAAACUACCCUAUACACCAAUAACCAUCCGAAACUAUACUCAGAACCCAUUCUAGCCAAGUCUCUUUCCGCUUCCACUCGCGCCCCUGUCGAGGAGCAGCUGAACCACGAGCUAAAGACAAACGAUUUCCAGAGACGUCUUUCAGGAUCAUCGCAAUCUGCGGAAAAGAACAUCCUUCUUCAUACCGGCACCCACAGGACAUGUCUUGGCAGGGUCCCAACAUUCAUCUCUCUAGUACUUUCACAUGAAGAUCUAGGCAACUGCCGGGUACAUCCGCGUCGCGAUGUUUACCAGCGCGACGGUCAUCAACAAUUGACGCGUCGCAACUUCAAUCGACUUCUCCACUUCGACAACAGCAAGCACCCAUCCAAGAAUCCUGUUUUACAUCGCUUCAGCCUUCCUGACAUUUCCAAAUCUGAACGUUCCACGAUCCAGACGCCCAUCGCGUUCAACUCAUACCUGCGUGAGGUUGUAAGUAUUACUUUGCGCACUAAUCGAUCGCCUUUCAAUCAACCUACCACGAUGGCCAACAGUGCAGUCCACGGCGGCGCUCCAGCUGGCCCAGCUAUGCCCCCAUGGCAUGACCAGAUCAUUGUCGCCAGUUGUAUGCCAGCGGCACUCGGCAAGCUGUCGUCAACGCGCGACACACUGAGCGAGCUCGCGUCACGGAACGUCAACUUGACCGAUGCUCAGAUCCUUACUGGUCAUAUUCAUCCAGACGACAUCUGCGGUGCGCUUGCCGACGAUCUUGGAAAGCGUUUCUCCAACGCCAUCCUCGCCACUGGUCUUCGAAUUCUGGACUAUGUUUGGAAGAGCUCCUACAACGCGAGCAACUUCAUCGUCGCACGAGUCAAUGCACCGCGGAAAUUGCUGAAGCUCCCUGCGUCAACUCGACCAAAGGCCGAGCCUGCGAGCAGAACUCCACCAACCGUGACCUACGUGCUGAUGGAUCAAGGCCAGCAUGCUGGGCAGUGGGUGAGGAUUGAUGUCAACCAAAACAAUCUACAGACAUCCGUUAUGACGCCCACUGAGGUACAGGACUUGGACCUCAACGGUCGCUUGACUAUCCUUCGACAGACUGCAGGUACACAGCCUGCGCUGCCCGCUCGCUCUACUCUACAGCAGGUCGCUCAAUCGAGUGCUGCUGCUGCCCUACCGACCUCGUCGUCUGCACUCAGCGCUGCGGCAAGCAACAACUCUUCUUCCUCGAACAUCAACGGCAUGACUCCAAGCACCAGCACACUAACAAUAGCAUCAGCACUCGUGCCACAGCAUGCCAAUAGCCCAUCCAAUUCUACGCAGCACCACGUUGCCGAUCAGGUCGUUGAUUCAUCGCUUCAAUUCAUGAACGCAUCCAGCCUACCUGCGCUUCAACAAGACUCAUCCACUUCUGUCGAUCGAAGUCUCCCCUACACGGCUCCAGGCUUUCACUCAGAGACCAACGGCGUGACAUCAGGACCAGCCAAUGCCAAUAGCAGUUCUUCAGCCGAGUCUACUGCCUCCGAUCGCACGAGAGCAACUUCUCUAUCGGCGUCACACUCACCCGCCCAGAUUGAGUCUAUCCCUCGAACUCGUCCCACUGUCGCUGCGGUCCAAGCGAGGAGGCGCCGAAUUGGCGAUACAGCGGAUCAGGAAGCACCUGAAGCAAGCUCGCCAAAGCGAGUGAGAAAGAACUCUGGUCACACUCUAGCGAACACAAGCGAGCAAGAUCGUCCUUCUACCCUUUCCGCAACUCCAGCGUCGACGAUGAGCGGUCGACCAGCCACUUAUCCAACUAAUGUCACCAUCGUUGAGGCGCACAACGCUUCGACCACUCCACCAGUUGCUCAAGAGCGUCAACGCCGAAUCCGCCCGAUGAAACGCCCCCGGACUCAGCAGGUACAAAGUUUCACUUAUGCCCUCCCAACUGCAAACAACCGGUUCGGCGGUCCAUACUUCAUGGAGAUCCUGCAAUACACCCAGGCUGGUUGGGAGUUAGGCGACAUUGUUCAUAUUGAGCGGAAUGACGACGAAAACGAUAGGUCCUUUGGAGUGUAUUUGGCAAGCAUUGGCGAAAGAGCGGCAUUCACAUCGCUUAGUUACGACAUUGUUAUUACACUGUUGGAAACUAUGCAACCAGAAGAGGAAUCUUGGGCAUUGACGGGAAGGGAGCGCGGCGUUGGAAGGGAUCGAUUUUCUCACUGCGGGCAUGAUGGCAGGACUUCUUGUCUUUCUCAAUUACAAAAGUGUAGUUUAUUAACGAUUGUGUGGCAUACAUACUUUAUGGCAUCGGCUCCGAUCAAAGCGAAGGUUUUAGGCUCUUGCUUCAAGCAGCACAUCUCCUUCAAUGGCAAGCUUCUAGAUGUCAGCCUUAUGUUUGCCCUGAUUUCAUCUGCUAAUACUUUCCCUCUGAUCUACCUUACCACUACCUAUGCUGUGCAAAAUACCAGAUCUCAAGUCCUGACCUUGAUAUACAUCCACCAACAAAUACAAUUGAUUGUUCACUGGACUGGCAAUCCAACUGCACUUUCAAAUGCGAACCUAUCUACUCUGAUCAAGCACGCUAUGGUACCGCGUUUGAUAGGAUACAGCAAACGCUGUGACCUCAAGGCUCGCGGGAAGGUGUUGUAUUAG